CAUGCUGGCGAGAUGGCUGAGGGCUACAGGUUGUUAGGUUUUUUUGAGUGUGGGAUAAAGUGUCUUGAGUUCAGGCUUUCUGUAUUAACCUGGCAGCUUCAGAGAGGCCAAGGAUGUCAAGGGGGAAGCAUUGGUCUUUGAUCCCACCUCUCAUUUUGCACACGAGGCCCAAUGAAGAAAGGAGCCGUCACUGUGGUGGAGCUGGAGCCUGAUUCCCAGCCUCCUUCCCCUGCUGUCCGCGCUUGCUGCUGCAGUCAGCCACUAGCGUUUAUGGUGGGCAUUAUUAAUGUAGAUGCCUUUUUUAGAGAUUAUCUGUUUGGGGCUUCAUUGUCCCUGAACUCCUUUAUAACUUCCUGACCUUCACCCCAAGGCUUCUUUGGCCUUUACCUUGCCCAGGGGGAAAAAGACUAUUUGGCCUCAGCUGUAGGAGCCUGGCCUUUCCUGCUCCAGACAUUCGGCUCUCACUCCUGUGGGUGGGUGGUAUGUAUGACCCAAGACUUGUCUUGUUAGAAUGAAAUGUGUGUUCUCGGCAGGGCUGGGUCUGGCCAGCCAGGUAGGUGGAAGGGUGUUCUUUUCUGUCUUAGCUUGGGCGCCACCUCAAUGUGGUGUCUAGGGACUUGUCUAAGUUUCCAGCAUGAGCCAGUCUUUGCUGCCACUUCUCAUUUGAACCUGAACCUUAUGCUAGACUGGCCUUGGAGUGCUAGGAUUCCUCAGGCUGUGUGUCCUGAGGAUGUGCUCUGAGCCUGCCUGUCAGUGUUCCUCUGAGCCUACAGCCUCCCGACACAGACCUAGCCUUCCCAGGCUCCCCAGCCCAGAUCCGCAAGCCAGUGACACAGAGCGUGCUGCAGGUCGUAAGGCUCAAUCAGUUGGUGGGACAGCCAGCAGCCUCUUGGCAACAGAAGUGAUAAAGAGGCAGGGACACUGUCCCAGAAAGCGGUGUUGCCUCUGAAUGAACGCUCAGAAGUACAGGGGUUGGAAAAGGGUUGGGGCAGGAGCCUGUGGAUAGGAAUUGCUGCCUCUGUGAAUGAUUAACUCUCGGGCCAGAACGGGUGGCCUAGGGGGAGGGCUCAGCUAACAGGACCUUUGGACUCAGGGCAGAGUGGCCAGAGGGCCGGAGGAUAACCUGCGGAAGAGGAGGCUAUGGCAGCCAUGGGUGCCCAGUGGUGCUGAGAGCAGUGGGGCAUGGCUGUGGUCCUGCAGGUACUGCCCUGUGUGGCCCGAACCCUCUUACGCCCGCUCCUCAUGGGGAGCCCGGUGGUCCGGCUGGCCAGCGGCAUGGCCCUGGCAGAGCAGGCACAGCAGCUCUUCGAGAGCACUGUGGGGGCUGUACUUCCAGGCCCCAUGCUGCAACGCGCACUGUGCUUGGAUCCUAGCAGUGGGCUGCUGAAGGUGCGGGAUCGGAGCUUUCAGCUGCGUCAAAACCUCUACCUGGUGGGCUUUGGCAAGGCUGUGCUGGGCAUGGCAGCUGCAGCUGAGGAGCUCCUGGGCCAGCAUCUCGUGCAGGGUGUGAUCAGCGUGCCCAAGGGGAUUCGUGCUGCCAUGGAGCAUGCUGGCAAGCAGGAGAUGCUGUUGAAGCCACACAGCCGUGUCCAGGUAUUUGAGGGUGCAGAGGACAACCUGCCAGACCGAGAUGCACUUCGGGCUGCAGUGGCCAUCCGGCAGCUGGCUGAAGGUCUCACAGCUGACGAUCUCCUGCUUGUACUCAUCUCAGGUGGGGGCUCAGCCUUGCUCCCUGCCCCUAUUCCGCCUGUGACACUGGAAGAAAAGCAGACACUCACCAAGCUGCUCGCAGCCCGUGGAGCCAACAUCCAGGAGCUGAACACCAUCCGGAAGGCCUUGUCCCAGCUCAAGGGUGGGGGGCUGGCUCAGGCUGCCUACCCUGCCCAGGUGGUGAGCCUGAUUUUGUCAGACGUGGUGGGGGACCCGGUGGAGGUGAUCGCCAGCGGCCCCACCGUGGCCAGCGUCCACAGCGUGCAAGACUGCCUGCACAUCCUCAAUCACUACGGCCUUCGAGCUGCCCUGCCCCGUUCCGUGAAGACUGUGUUGGCUCAGUCUGACUCUGACCCUCACGGGCCGCACAGUUGUGGUCAUGUGCUCAACGUGAUCAUUGGCUCAAAUGCGCUGGCCCUGGCUGAGGCCCAGCGGCAGGCCGAGGCACUGGGGUACAGGGCCGUGGUGCUGAGCGCAGCCAUACAGGGUGACGUGAAAAGUGUGGCCCGGUUCUACGGGUUGCUCACCCGAGUGGCCGGAGCCCACCUCACCCUGCCUGUGACUGGGGCCUCCGUGGAGGAGGAGGCACAACUCUGGGAGCUGGCAGCUGAGCUCCAGCUCCCAGACCUGCAGCUCAAGGAGGCCCUAGAGGCCGUGGCGGGGGCCGGGGGCCCUGUCUGCCUGUUGGCUGGUGGUGAGCCCACCGUGCAGUUGCAGGGCUCAGGAAAGGGUGGCCGGAACCAGGAACUGGCUCUGCGUGUCGGAGCAGAGCUGGGACAACAGCCACUGGGGCCUCUGGAGGUGCUGUUUUUGAGUGGUGGCACCGAUGGACAGGAUGGGCCCACAGAGGCAGCUGGGGCCUGGGUCGUGCCUGAGCUUACCAGCCAGGCUGCCACUGAGGGCCUGGACGUGGCUGCCUUCCUAUCCCGCAAUGACUCUCAUACCUUCUUCCGCUGCUUCCGAGGCGGGGCGCACCUGCUGCACACGGGGCUGACUGGAACCAAUGUCAUGGACGCCCACCUCCUGUUCCUGCGGCCGCGGUGAUGGCAUGGAUCAUGGUUGAGUGCCGAGGAGACCUACGGGGCAGCAACCUGGGGCAGACCAGGGUUGGUCCCCAAGGCCUAACCAGGCCUGAGGGCCCCUUCUGUCCUUGGUGGUGGCUGCUCUGUUGACCCUGGGCCUCUGUUCUGUGCUCAUUCCCCCAGCCAAACUGGCAGAUGGGGGCCCUCUCCUCUCCCUCCUCUUGGCCAUGACAGCAGCUAACCCUGAAGAUUGGGAUGAGCCCCUUGGCCUGUUGGCUAUUCCUAGUCUUCUCCCCAACAGCAGGCAGCCCCUCUGCCGAGCUCUUGAGUGUUUUUUCUAUGGGGGGGGAGUGAGAAGGACUGCAAAUAAACAGAGCCACACUAUGGG
Messenger RNA from Mustela erminea (ermine), 3120 nucleotides. RefSeq names its product glycerate kinase (gene GLYCTK). The record is from RefSeq and is a predicted model, not a curated record. Gene Ontology annotation, molecular function: glycerate kinase activity. NCBI's taxonomy places the organism in Eukaryota, Metazoa, Chordata, Mammalia, Carnivora, Mustelidae. Gene Ontology annotation, cellular component: cytoplasm. The transcript is spliced from 5 exons. Gene Ontology annotation, biological process: protein phosphorylation. The coding region runs from base 1183 to 2754 and encodes 523 amino acids.